Molecule: messenger RNA, 1424 nt
Organism: Raphanus sativus (radish)
Lineage: Eukaryota; Viridiplantae; Streptophyta; Magnoliopsida; Brassicales; Brassicaceae
Product: glycosyltransferase BC10-like
Exons: 2
Coding region: 146-1309 (387 amino acids)
Cellular component (GO): membrane
Molecular function (GO): glycosyltransferase activity
Source: RefSeq, a predicted model, not a curated record
CGGAUGAAAGUAAUCAAGCUGCUUCGUAGACUUCUUGAUUAGAGAUGAGAUCCUCGUUUCCACAAGUAAAUUAGUUAAGAUCAGCAAAUAGGUUGUUUUAGAUUGAUACUAGGCAAUCGAUAUAGUCUCUUUUAUAGUGUUGAGGAUGCAGACUAGGGUUAUACAGAUGGAAGAUGGAAAAGAGAACGGAAUCUUGGUCAGAUCAGGCAAGUCUAAGCCGUUUCCAGCGAAACUGCUGCUUAUACUAGGCCUUUUCCUUGCGUUUGCUCUCACCGUCUUCGUCAUUAGUGUAUCUACCAUCAAGUAUACUGGACUACAAAGCGUAGUCACCACAGUCACUUCAGGCUUCGUGACAUGCCGCGAAGAAGACGAGCCGAGCAGCUUAAGUAAAUGGAUACAGCCUCCUUCUGUUCUGAUGCAUAACAUGACGGAUGAGGAGCUUCUUUGGCGCGCUUCUUUCUCGCCUCGGAGGAAAGAAUAUCCGUUUAGAAGGGUUCCGAAGAUUGCGUUUAUGUUCUUGACUAAAGGUCCAUUGCCGCUUGCUCUGCUCUGGGAGAGGUUUUUGAAAGGUCACAGGGGGCUUUACUCGGUUUAUGUUCAUCCGCAUCCGUCUUUUACAGCCAAGUUUCCGGCUAGUUCUGUUUUCCACCGGAGGCAGAUACCUAGUCAGGUUGCAGAAUGGGGGAGAAUGACCAUGUGCGAUGCGGAGAAGCGUCUACUCGCCAACGCACUGCUAGAUAUCUCCAACGAAUGGUUUGUUCUCGUCUCGGAGUCAUGCAUACCACUCUACAACUUCACGACAAUCUACAGCUACUUAAGCCGAUCAAAACACAGCUUCAUGGGUGCUUUUGAUGACCCUGGACCGUUCGGCCGCGGCCGCUACAACGAGAACAUGGAGCCUGAAGUUCCCAUCACCAAAUGGCGGAAAGGGUCUCAGUGGUUUGAGAUUAACCGGGAACUCGCAGCUACCAUUGUCAAAGACACAUUGUAUUACCCCAAAUUCAAAGAGUUUUGUAGGCCUGCUUGUUAUGUGGACGAGCAUUACUUCCCUACGAUGUUGACGAUUGAGAAACCAAUGGCGCUGGCUAACCGGAGCUUGACGUGGGUGGAUUGGUCUAGAGGCGGCCCCCACCCGGCUACGUUUGGGCGAUCGGACAUUACGGAGAAGUUCUUUGAGAAGAUCUUUGAUGGAAAGAACUGCGCUUAUAAUGGUCGUAACACUUCCAUGUGUUAUCUCUUUGCGAGGAAGUUUGCUCCAAGUGCUUUGGAGCCUUUGCUUCACAUAGCUCCCAAGAUUAUGGGAUUUUGAGUUAGAGAGGAGUGUCUCUGAACCUCUUGAAAAUCAUAUAGAGAUAACGAAAUGGAUGUGAUAUGGAUUAUGUCCAAGAAAUUACUGCGAUAUUACUAUAUCUUGUUUGUUUUUA